AUGGAGCCAGCUUCGCCUACGUCCGAGACUUCCUCAUGGAGCACUGCGAAGAAGGCAGUGGAGCGACAGAGUACUCGCGCUCUGGCAUGGGGGGCUUCGAUCCGGGAGUACAACCAGAAGAAGGUCGAAAGAAGCAUGUCUUCAACGCAGACGUCACAGGCUGCCAAAAAGAAGUCCCGAGUACGAUCAGAAAUUGAGAGCUGGUUGCGGAGAUAUCUAUGCUUCUGCUGCCUUUCUGGAGAAGGAGAGCUGCCUCAAGCUGUGACCAUCGCGACCGAUGUGGAAGAUCUGAAGCAGAGUGUUCGGCAGAAGAUGUCUAAGCAGACCUAUUCUGUGAAGGACUUCUACAAGUCGAACGGCAUUUUCCAGCGGAUCGCGAAGAGCAACUACUUCGAAAACUUUACACUCUUCAUCAUUGGAGUGAAUUCGUUGUGGAUCUGGGUUGACACGGACAACAACGAUGCGGCCAUCAUCACGGAAGCGAAGAUGGAGUUUCAGAUUGUUGAGAACAUUUUCUGCGCCUUCUUCACGUUCGAGUGGGUUGUCCGGUGGAUGGCUUUUCGAAGAACUUCGUUUGCAUUCAGGGAUGCCUGGUUCGUGUUCGACACAUUACUUGUGACCCUGAUGAUCCUGGAGACCUGGAUUACGCCCAUCGUGCUCGGGGUCCUCAGCAUUUCCAGUGACGGCAUUGGGGAUGCCUCAAUACUUCGUCUCGUGCGGCUGCUCAGGCUCGCGCGGAUGACACGGGUAGCAAAGCUCCUGCGCGCCUUCCCGGAAGUACUCAUCAUGAUCAAAGGCAUCAGUGCGGCAGCUCGGUCGGUCUUCUUCACCAUCUGCCUGCUCCUGCUGGUCUUGUACAUCUUCGGCAUCGCCUUCAGACAGAUUUGCGUAGGACUGGGCAUCGGAGAGGCCCAUUUCCCCACGGUUCCAGAGGCGAUGCUCACCUUGCUGAUCCAUGGUGUGUUUAUGGAUGACAUGGCCGAGCUGGUGGCGGAAGUCAAGGGUGAAAGCUCCGUUGCAUUCGGUCUGUUCAUCAUUUUUGUGCUGAUUGCCUCCAUCACUCUGAUGAACAUGCUUAUCGGAGUGCUUUGUGAGGUGGUGUCCAUGGUGGGACAAAGCGAGCGCGAAGAGCUUCUUGUGGAUCUCGUGAAGCGAGAGCUCUUGGAUAUCAUCCUUGCAGCCGACGAAGAUGGCGAUGGGUUGAUGUCACACGCGGAGUUUCUGAGGAUAUUGGAAAGUCCGGAGGGCCUCAAAGCAUUGGAGACG
This is a messenger RNA of Symbiodinium necroappetens, 1266 nucleotides long. Lineage: Eukaryota; Dinophyceae; Suessiales; Symbiodiniaceae. The record is from the annotation of a GenBank genome assembly.